This is a messenger RNA of Rana temporaria (common frog), 1411 nucleotides long. RefSeq names its product lymphatic vessel endothelial hyaluronan receptor 1 (gene LYVE1). The record is from RefSeq and is a predicted model, not a curated record. The transcript has 6 exons. Gene Ontology annotation, cellular component: plasma membrane. Lineage: Eukaryota; Metazoa; Chordata; Amphibia; Anura; Ranidae. Gene Ontology annotation, biological process: cell adhesion. The coding region runs from base 206 to 1234 and encodes 342 amino acids. Gene Ontology annotation, molecular function: hyaluronic acid binding; transmembrane signaling receptor activity.
CCACCGAACAGAACAUGGGAUUUUUACGUCACUGGUUUCCACCCAUUGUUGUCCUGUAAGUAUGCGGAACACGGAGACUUUAUGAAUCGAUGCCCUCCUUCCCAGGUUUCAUUGUUGAAGUGGGGAAUGACAGACGUUCACACAUAGUUCAUCCACCCACCAGAGAGGAUUACAGGAUCAGCCAGCUGAAAACCACAAACCAAACAUGGAUUCUCACCUUGGUUUUACGUUCGUACUAUUGUCGCUCUUCCUAAGGAUAAACCUAAACUUCAGUUCUAUAGAUGUAAAAGACCUUCUACCGUUAAAAUGCCGAAUAGCCGGAGUAGUUCUAGUGGAGAAGAAGUUUAAUUACACAAUGGCGGAGACUGCAUGUGAGCUUCUUGGGUUACAACUCGCCAGCAGGGCCAACGUACAGAAAGCUUGGAGCUUCGGCUUCGAGACAUGCAGCUAUGGGUGGGUGAUGGAGAAAUUUGGAGUUAUUUCACGGAUUCAAAACAAUGAAAAAUGUGGAAAGAAUCUAACCGGGGUUCUCACCUGGACUGUACCGCUGUCCCGCGACUUCAGCGCCUAUUGUUUCAACGCUUCUGAUCUGCGGAUCAAUUCCUGUAAACCACAGCUCAUGGUCACCAUACCACCAAGCACUGUGGCGCCAACCACUGGAUCCCCGCUACUGCCAACCACCCACCAACAGAUCCCGGAACCACAAGAGAGAUCAACAGCCUGGCCGAUCUUACCAACCACAUUAGAAGAGUCAACAAGGCGUCCAUUGCUUACCACGCUGGUAACAACAGUAAGAUUGCCACCAAAAGUGGUUCCGCCAGCUACAACACCUAAACAUGUUCUACCAGCUACAACCCCAAAACAGGUUCCGCCAGCUACAACACCAAGGAUGACAACUCAACCACCAACAGAAGAACCGACUAACCCACCGGAAAAUCAAGCACGACAGAGCGAAAAAAUCGUAUUUGGAAAAUUACCGACCGUGCUUCUCAUCCUGGCUCUAGUGUUUUUCGUAGCAGCCGUGGUACUCGCCAUCUGCUAUAUUAGGAAGUACAAAACCAACGUCUUCUUCAGAAAGAUAAAAGAGGAGAAGGAAUCUGUGGAGACCAAAGUGUUCAGGGAAACCGCCACCGCCGAGAACACGAAAGAAGAAGAAGUAUCCUCCAAUGGGAGGGAGGAGAGGCCACCAACCUCCGAGGCCAACACAGGGAGCAGUAUGGAGGCCGAGGUGUAGCUGGGGGACACGGGCUCACGGAUGAACUGCCAAUGGGGGGGAACGGAACCCACCCGGGACAGCCAAUGGACAACACCAGACAGAGCCGUGGCCUUGGGAACUCUUCCAAAAAAGAGUCACAGCUGGAGACUUUGGUGGCUUUUAUGUGCCCAAUAAAAAGGGUAAAAAAAAAAAAAA